This is a messenger RNA of Manihot esculenta (cassava), 1057 nucleotides long. RefSeq lists its product as uncharacterized. The record is from RefSeq and is a predicted model, not a curated record. The transcript has 2 exons. Bases 484 to 801 code for a protein of 105 amino acids. NCBI's taxonomy places the organism in Eukaryota, Viridiplantae, Streptophyta, Magnoliopsida, Malpighiales, Euphorbiaceae.
CUUGUAGACCAAUUGUAAAGAUUAAGAGUGAAAUAUAAAAAUACUCAAAAUUUUCCCAAAAUUCUUCAUGGUAUCAGAGCUUUUUUCUGAUUUUUUGGGUCCAAAUUCAAUUUUUCAUUUUUAGGGUUUCGAAACCCUAGAUCUACCAAUUUUGGUACUAACCCAUCUAGGAGCCUCUUUUUCUCUCACCGCCGGCACCAGGAGAACCGCCGGACUGCCGCCGGCCGAUCGACCAGCUCCGACAUCGGAAAAGCCUGCGCGUGAGGCUCACGCGCCACCCUUUCCCGGCGCGUGACCCGUCGCUUCCUGGCGUGUGAUCCAUCGUCUGUCACUGUUUCGCCGCUCAGAUCACUCCGGCGACGAUUCCGACCAUCUUUCUGGCUCUCCCGUGCUGUUACCCGGUCUUUUGGUGAAUCAAUUGGGCUUUCUUGUGUGUACAACCUUGGGUACCUCCUAUUCUUUCACUGUUCAUAAAUCUUUACUAUGGCAGAAGGGUUGAAUAACGAAUAUGAUCCAAUUCGGGUCCAAGUGUUGGGAAGAAAUCCUUUUCCUUCUCUAGAAGAGGCCCAUGCCCAUGUUCAACAAGAGGAAAGUCGUCGACAUGCUAUGCUCCAUACUGCACCAGUUGAAAAGGCUGGGUUGACUACCAGUUUGAGCACACCACAGCCUCCUACUUUUGAGAAAGAUCACUUACACUGUGACUAUUGUGGAAAACCAAGGCAUACCAAAGAGACUUGUUGGAAGUUACAUGGUCGUCCCACUAGAGGUCGUGGAGGAAAACGAGGUACCUCUAGAAAUUAAGCUAAGUUAGCAGAAACUGUGGAGGAGCCCUUUAAGGAGACAACAACGACUGAGUUCCUUUCCCCUAAUGAACUUCAGAGUCUCAAGCGCCUCUUGUCUCAUAUUGACACCUCUUCAUCUUCUGGUGCUACAUCUAACUUUGUAAAGUCAGGUAAUGCUUCCUCUUUUAAUAAUGUUCCAUGGAUUAUCGAUUCUGGUGCGAAUAGACAUAUGACAGGCUCUUAUAAAGGCUUUCUCAAUUAUUCUCCUUCUCUAA